GGCAGCGGCGCUGGCGAUGUCCUGUGCGGUUGCGGUUGCAGUUGGCGAGAGGGGUGGCGGGCCGAGCGGCGUCGCGCUGUCUGCCCGGCGAGGAAGGGGGCGCGCCCGCCCGGCCCCGGCCCCGGCCAGGCUCAGUUUGAGGUGUGCCACCAAGGGAGGAGGACCGUGCGUCGUGUUCGUGUCGGUGAUUAUAGCGUCGCGUGUCAAGCAAACAGGACCAGUAUGAUGAUGGCAAGGCAUUCGGCGGUCAGGUACUCGGACGAGAUCAACGACAAGCUCAUCAAGUGGAUGAACGAGACGGGCUACAACAUUGUGCAGAUCAACGGCCAGAGGAUCUCCACCUCUCCGCGGAUAGACAGGAGGCCGGGCCGGGGUUGCGAGGUGUUCGUGGGCAAGAUACCGCGGGACUGCUACGAGGACGAGCUGUUCCCCGUGUUCCAGCGCAUCGGGCACAUCCACGAGCUGCGGCUCAUGAUGAUGUUCUCCGGGACGAACCGCGGCUACGCCUUCGUCAUGUACGAGCGGCUCCAGGACGCGCAGCGCGCCGUCCAACAGCUGGACAGCUACGAGAUCCGCCGCGGCCACCGCAUCGGCGUGCUGCCCUGCGUCAACAACUGCCGCCUGUUCGUUGGCUGCUUCGGACCGCCGGACGAGCGCACCGAGGCCGAGUUGCAAGAGGUGCUGCGCUCCGAGACGGAGCACGUCGUGUCGGUGAAGAAGCGCGAGGGGCGCAACGACCGCUGGUACCUGCUGGUGGAGUACAUGAACCACCGCGCCGCCGCCAUCGCGCGCAGGGAGCUCACCCCUCGCCGGAGCCAGCUGUUCGGCCCCAGGGUCAUCGUGGACUGGGAGAUCCAGCUGGACAAGCACGGCCGCAAGCUCGCCCUGGAGCAGCGACGUGCGGUCAAGCCUUCGACGACAGUGAGUAUCCGCGCGGGUGUCGUGGAGCAUGAGGAAAUGCCUGCCUAUUGCACGAUUUGUUAAAAAUAUGUGUGUGUGUGUGUGUGUGGGUGGCUGUGCUGGAGUAGGCUUGCUUGCUAAGUUGUUUGGUGUGGUGGUAGCCAUCGCCUUUGAGGUAGACGUUAAAAACGAUUCAUUUAAAUCACGCGCACAUUUGAGUUGCUG
Messenger RNA from Frankliniella occidentalis (western flower thrips), 1125 nucleotides. RefSeq names its product probable RNA-binding protein 46. Gene Ontology annotation, cellular component: nucleus. The coding region runs from base 223 to 984 and encodes 253 amino acids. Gene Ontology annotation, molecular function: mRNA binding. The record is from RefSeq and is a predicted model, not a curated record. The transcript is spliced from 3 exons. NCBI's taxonomy places the organism in Eukaryota, Metazoa, Arthropoda, Insecta, Thysanoptera, Thripidae.